AUGUCUGCUGAAGUUGAUGGUCGCUUGCUGAUGACAUUGCGAAACUCUGGUGCACCUGUUGCCAAAAUGCGCAGACUGUGGCAUCUGCGAAUACAGCAGGGGUACAUCGAUGCAUAUGGUUUCUGUGCACUCUGGCUGCCAAAAUUUUCUGCUGCACAGCAAGGUCUUGGCCCAGGACAAGAGAUUAAUGUAUUCUUUCCUGUGAGUGAAUCCAGGGCAAAAGAGGUGGAUUGGCUCAACAAGCCACCUGCGGUGGUCUUUGUUCCAAUCAAGUGUGUGCAAUCUGUCCAAAUCGAGGGUUACCCCAGCUUGUCGACUAUGCAUAAUGAAUGUUCAGUCUACACAAUGCCUUUAUUAAGGUAUCCAAAGAGCCCUGAUCGCAUGUAA
Ostreobium quekettii is the source of this 387-nucleotide messenger RNA. The record is from the annotation of a GenBank genome assembly. NCBI's taxonomy places the organism in Eukaryota, Viridiplantae, Chlorophyta, Ulvophyceae, Bryopsidales, Ostreobiaceae.